Molecule: messenger RNA, 3902 nt
Organism: Nerophis ophidion (straightnose pipefish)
Lineage: Eukaryota; Metazoa; Chordata; Actinopteri; Syngnathiformes; Syngnathidae
Product: protocadherin gamma-A12-like
Exons: 1
Coding region: 343-2799 (818 amino acids)
Biological process (GO): homophilic cell-cell adhesion
Cellular component (GO): plasma membrane
Molecular function (GO): calcium ion binding
Source: RefSeq, a predicted model, not a curated record
UUAAAUAUUUUGCAAUAUUUUUGUUUUAAUUCCUAUAUUCAUUGCACAAAGUGGACAGACUAUAUUGGGUAUUUUUUGUAAUCUUAUGUUGCUCGUCCUUCUACGUUUUGGACUCUAAGGGACGCUAUUGGCCUACAGAUUAUUUUCUCUGCCUCGCCGUCAUGUUGUCCUCCCUCCUGAUGACGAGGCAUUGUAGGAGCUUUUCUGUCUUUUGUUGGCGGUGAGGGCAGACGGUAGAAGAACCUUUUGUGCUUUGCAUUUGCCCGAUAACAUCGAAGUGGUUUAUGGAAGCAGGAUACGGAUUAUUUACCUGAGGAAAUCAUCGCACCUAUUUUUGUCACCAUGCGCACUCAUGGAUGUUUCUCUUUUUCAUGCGCAAAAUGGAGGAUGUUGCACGGAUGCCGAUGGCAAAUAGGAUCGCUCAUGUUCCUUCUUCAUUUGGUCACCACGGUAGGUGGUCAGAUUCGUUAUUCUAUCCCAGAGGAGAUGAAGAAAGGCUCAGUGAUCGGUAAUGUGGCGCAAGAUCUCGGCUUGGAUGUGAAAAGGCUGCGUUCAGGGCGGGCCCGCAUUUUGACAGAAGACAACAUCCAGUACACCGAGCUGAAGACAGACAAAGGGCUUCUCGUCGUCAAUGACAGAAUAGACCGGGAGCAGCUUUGUGGAGAUGUGACGCCAUGUAGCUUCAGCUUUGAGGUCAUUUUAGAAAACCCCAUUGAAUUGCACAGAAUCAUUGUUGAGGUUUUGGAUAUAAAUGAUCAUGCUCCCAUCUUUGCAAAUAAUGAUAAAGCUCUCAUAUUUGAAAUAAGUGAAUCAGCUGCAGUGGGAGUGCGCUUUCCUCUGCAGAGUGCAGAGGAUGAAGAUGUAGGACAAAAUGCAUUACAGAAUUACAUUUUGUCACCAAAUGAUAAUUUUAUUCUGAAUCAGCAUGCAAAUCCAGAUGGCAGCAAAUAUGUUGAAAUGGUGCUCCAGAAGCCUUUAGACAGAGAGCAACGUCCCCGUUUGUCUUUAAAAUUAAUUGCAGUGGAUGGAGGAACACCACAGAGGUCUGGUACAGUAAAUAUAGAAAUAAACGUUCUAGAUGCAAAUGACAAUGAACCCAUAUUUAACCAAUCAGAAUAUAAAGCAGCUGUCAUGGAAAAUGCAGUGAAAGGAACUAGUAUAAUUACUGUAAAUGCUACAGAUGCUGACAGUGGUUCAAAUGGACUCAUCACAUAUAGUUUGUCUAAAAUUAAAGGAAGUGCGGCAGAUAUAUUUAAUAUUGAUCACAAAACUGGCAUUAUUUAUGUGUCUGGUCAACUCGAUUAUGAAAAGGAUAGAAAAUAUGAAGUGAGGGUGGAAGCAAAGGAUCAAGGUGGGCUUACUGGAACAAGUAAAAUUAUAUUUGAUGUAAUUGAUGUAAACGACAAUGCUCCAGUUAUUAAUGUGAAAUCAUUCUCCAGCCCUCUUUCUGAGGAUUCACCUCCUGGUACAACAAUAGCAGUUCUUAACAUAAAAGAUGCAGAUUCUGACAGAAAUGGAAAAAUAACAUGUUCAAUAGAUGGAAAACUACCUUUUAAAUUGGAGAACUCAUUAACAAAUUAUUACAAUUUGAUAUCAGAUCAAUACUUUGAUAGAGAGUCCGUGUCAGAAUAUAACAUAACAAUAACAGCCACUGAUCUUGGAACGCCCCCUCUUUCUACCUCUACAAAGUUAAAUCUUAGAAUCUCAGACAUUAAUGACAAUGCACCAUUAUUUGAUAAAAACAUUUAUUCUGCUUAUGUCUCUGAGAAUAAUUCUCCUGGCAUUUCCAUAUUUGCUGUCACUGCUAGAGAUGCUGAUUGGAAUCAAAAUGCGAGAAUAUCUUAUCUUUUAGAGGACACACAGAUAAGUGGAAGUCCUGUUUCUACUUAUGUUUCUUUAAAUUCUGAAACUGGAGUUAUUAGUUCUGUUCGCUCAUUCGACUAUGAACAAAUUAAAGAACUAGUGUUUAUUGUCAGAGCUCAGGAUGGAGGUUCUCCUCCUCUCAGCAGCAACGUGAGCGUCCGCGUCCUGAUCCAGGACCAGAACGACAACGCCCCCCAGGUCCUGUACCCGGUCCAUACGGGCGGCUCGGUGCUGGCUGAAAUGGUGCCUCGUUCAGCAGAUGUGGGCUAUCUGGUGACUAAAGUGGUGGCUGUGGAUGUGGACUCUGGACAGAACGCCUGGCUUUCCUAUAAAGUGCAGAAAGCCACAGACAGGGCGCUGUUUGAAGUGGGCCUACACAAUGGAGAAAUAAGAACUGUCCGCCAAGUCACUGAUAAAGAUGGCGUCAAACAAAGACUGAGUGUUCUAGUGGAGGACAACGGGCAGCCCUCUCGUUCAGCUACAGUCAUUGUUAACGUGGCGGUGGCGGACAGCUUCCCUGAAGUGCUGUCAGAGUUCACUGACUUUAGCAUGCACGACAAGGAGUACAAUGACAAGCUGACUUUUUACUUAGUCUUGGCUUUGGCUGUGGUCUCCUUCCUCUUCAUCACCUGCUUGCUGCUCAUCAUAUCAGUCAAAGUGUACAGGUGGAGACAGUCUCGCGUCCUGUACCACUCCAACCUCCCUGUCAUUCCAUAUUAUCCACCACGUUACUCAGACACUUUGGGGACAGGGACUCUCCAACACGUGUACAAUUACGAGGUGUGCAGGACCAGCGACUCCAGAAAAAGUGACAUGAAGAAUAUGCAAGCCAUGAGUCAAAGUUUAGUGAGUGUGGAUGGAGCUGAUGCUGAUACACCACAUGUGACCAAGCAGAUGGCAGGAAACUUUUCGCAGAUGUCAACUUUGGUGAGUUAAAUAUUACAACAGUCUUUUUUUUGUUUUUGUAUUUGAUAGUUUUCCAAGUUCUGAAGUAAAAUGUAUACUUACUCACUGUAGUUGUACAGGAGGUUGUACCUCCAACCAACCAUAUUAUGAUUUAAAAUGUUACAAUAAUAGUUGUUUAUGAAGAAAUAGAUUAGUAAUAUACCUAUAUACUAUGUCACUUUUCAUACAGUGUUUGUCUUAACAGAAUGAAGUCUAAUCUUAUCUAUUUUUGAAAAUCCUGCAAUCAUUAAUGCUGUCUGGUAAAUUUCAGUUGAUAUAUUGUUUUUAGAUUUAUAUUAGGUUCAUGUAAAAUGUACAAUACAUAUCAGGCAACAAACGGCAUGUAAAUAUAUGAGAUUAUAACGACUGAAUAUAAUUUUAUGUUAUAUCUCUUGUCCCUCAGCAACACAUUCAAAACAAAGUACACAAAUUAACAUGAUUGAAAAAUACAUUUCAAGGUUGUGAUAUAUAUUUCACAAUGUACCCAUUUGCACUUCUAUAUUGUCUUUAAAUUAUGAUUACACUUUUGACUCUCAAGCAGCCUUUUUUUCAAGUCCUGGUUAUUUAUGAUUUUAUCACUUUUUGCCUGAUAUUUUUAGAUUGUGUGUUCAGUUUUUAUAGUUACAAAGUUUGUGAGGAGGUCGUACUUGGUCUUUAAGGAACUACAAUAACUGAAUCAGCGCACUUUAUUUAUUACGUUUUCCUCAUUGAGUCGGUUGUAUAUCUCGGUUAUUCUGCAUGGUGGGCCAUUUUUUAAAUAUCUUGUACAUUAAAUUGUCUCUGUGUUUACAUUGCUUACCUACAUUCGAUGCAGCAUUAUUAUUCAUUAGUGGAUCAUGUUCAUGUGUUUAUCACGACAUGUAAAAUUGUGACAGAAGUUUAUAGCAGUCUCUGACUUGCAAUGUGACAUCACCUGCACUUACAGUUUAGUGAACACGCAGGCUUAUGUGUGAAGGUUAAUUAGUGCUGGUUGAUAUAGACCUCUACUAGAGUGAUCAUCAAUAUGUAUCUAACUAUAAUUAAAAAGGGAUGUAUUAUAUUACAAUAUUAAACUGGCAGGUGUAUUGUACUAUUGAUAACUCUUGGUAUACAAA